CAUUGUGUUUGGUGGUAGGUUACAUCUUUUGCCGAAAGAUAUGGCGGUUGGUGUACGGACCGGCAGAGGCGGCGGAGGAUCUGUGUUUUCCUCCGCCCUACGCAACUUUUUUUCUUACCGGAUCUUCGUCUCCGCUAUGUUUACUCUCCUUUUCUUGGCCACGGCCUCCAUACUUUUCUCUUCCCACCACGCACAUUUCUCUGAGAACUCUAAGAUGCAAACAACUGGGAGAGCAUACAUGCACAGGACCUUUCUAACAUUGAAAUCGGAUCCGUUAAAGACUAGGUUAGAAUUGAUACAUAAGCAAGCCAGUGAUUAUAUUGUGCUUGUGAAUGCAUAUGCUGCUUAUGCAAGGAAGUUUAAGCUCGAGAUAUCUAAACAGCUUAAGAUGUUUGAGGAUCUGGCGCAAAACUUCUCUGAUUUGGGUAUGAAACCAGCAUAUCAUGAUGCAUUAUUUGAGACUGAUGGGCCGUUGGAUGAGGAAGUCUUGAGACAAUUUGAGAAGGAGGUGAAGGAUAAAGUCAAGGUUGCUAGGUUGAUGAUUGCUGAGACGAAAGAAUCUUAUGAUAAUCAGUUGAAAAUUCAGAAGUUAAAAGACACAGUAUUUGCAGUUCAAGAGUUGCUAAUUAAAGCCAAGAAGAAUGGUGCAUUUGCUAGCUUAAUUGCUGCUAAAUCAACGCCAAAGAGUUUGCAUUGUCUUGAUAUGCGUCUCAUGGGGGAACAGAUUGCGAGUCCAGAAAAAUAUAGAGAUGAGGAGCCUAAACCUGAGUUUGAGGAUCCAUCACUGUACCAUUAUGCAAUAUUUUCAGAUAAUGUGAUUGCAGUAUCUGUUGUGGUUAACUCAGCUGUAAAGAAUGCUGAAGAGCCAUGGAAACAUGUUUUCCACAUUGUCACAGAUAAGAUGAAUCUUGCUGCAAUGAAGGUUUGGUUUAAAAUGAGGCCAGUAGAAGGUGGUGCUUUUGUGGAGGUGAAAGCAGUGGAAGAGUAUACUUUCUUGAACUCCUCAUAUGUCCCUGUUCUUAGGCAAUUAGAGUCUGCAAAUAUGCAGAAAUUAUACUUCAAGAAUGAACCAGAGAAUACAACAAAGGAUGCUAACAACAACUUGACAUUUAGGAACCCAAACUAUAUGUCAUUGUUGAAUCACCUUAGGUUUUACUUGCCAGAGAUAUACCCAAAACUGCACCGUAUAUUGUUAUUAGAUGACGAUGUUGUGGUUCAGAAAGAUUUGACCGCACUGUGGAAACUUGACAUGGAUGGAAAAGUGAAUGGGGCUGUUGAGACCUGCUUCGGAUCCUUUCACCGUUAUGCUCAGUAUUUGAACUUCUCCCACCCGCUGAUUAGAGAUAAGUUCAAUCCAAAGGCCUGUGCCUGGGCUUUUGGCAUGAAUAUAUUUGAUCUUGAUGCUUGGAGGCGUGAAAGAUUAACUGAUCGCUACCAUUAUUGGCAGGAUCUGAAUGAGGACCAGACUUUAUGGCAAUUGGGGACACUCCCACCUGGACUAAUCACCUUCUACUCAAGAACAAAAUCAUUGGACAAAAAAUGGCAUGUUCUUGGUCUUGGGUACAAUCCAAGUAUAAGCAUGGAUGAUAUAAGUAAUGCUGCUGUGAUUCAUUUCAACGGGAACAUGAAACCUUGGCUCGACAUUGCCAUGAACCAGUUCAAGCAUCUGUGGACUAAAUAUGUGGAUAGUGAAAUGGAAUUUGUGCAGAUGUGCAACUUCGGAUUAUAGACAAGGACUUUGGCUCAAAAA
Cynara cardunculus var. scolymus (artichoke) is the source of this 1750-nucleotide messenger RNA. Its product is annotated as probable galacturonosyltransferase 9. The record is from RefSeq and is a predicted model, not a curated record. NCBI's taxonomy places the organism in Eukaryota, Viridiplantae, Streptophyta, Magnoliopsida, Asterales, Asteraceae. Gene Ontology annotation, molecular function: polygalacturonate 4-alpha-galacturonosyltransferase activity. The transcript has 3 exons. Bases 41 to 1729 code for a protein of 562 amino acids.